AUAGACGCUUUCCCCAAAUUAAAUCAUUCACACCCGUAAAGCCCUAGAAAUUUCAAGAAGGCGAAAAUGGCGAGACCUGCAAGGCAAUUGGCAACGUCUUCAAUGGCAACGACCACCACUACCAUAACCUUAGAGAACCCAUCUCCGCCGCAGACAACAACCCUAACAUUGACGCUCAAUCCAAGGAAGAAGAAGGUGACAUGGAAAGAAGGCACCGUCGAUAACGAGUUUCUCCAAAAGAAGAGCUCAAAAAAAUGUUGCAUCUUCCAUAAACAAAAACCUUUCGAUGAAGAUUCCAGCGACGACGAGGAUUGUCACGAUCAUCAUCAUGACCAUGAUUGCAGCGGAUCGAAGAAGGAUGACGACGGAGCAUCGACGAGCUAGGUUAUUUCUAUCCGCUUUUGAUACUAUACAGUUUGUAAAAUCUAUGGGUUUUUGCGAGGGCUAAAACUUCUCGGGAAAAUUUUGUGUAUAUAGAAACCUAAACAUGAUUCCAAUAUAUCGAGUCGGAUGCUCUAGAUCUGAUUACGUAUUGGAGUUGGAUUUGUGUGAUGUUCCAGCAUAUUGAUUGGAUUUUGUAUUCUAUGUGGCUGUUGAAUGAAUUUUGAUUUCUAGA
Messenger RNA from Lactuca sativa (garden lettuce), 616 nucleotides. RefSeq names its product inhibitor-3 (gene INH3). Gene Ontology annotation, cellular component: nucleus. Lineage: Eukaryota; Viridiplantae; Streptophyta; Magnoliopsida; Asterales; Asteraceae. The record is from RefSeq and is a predicted model, not a curated record. Gene Ontology annotation, molecular function: protein serine/threonine phosphatase inhibitor activity; protein phosphatase 1 binding.